Crotalus tigris (Tiger rattlesnake) is the source of this 6770-nucleotide messenger RNA. Its product is annotated as solute carrier family 35 member E3-like. The transcript is spliced from 5 exons. Gene Ontology annotation, molecular function: antiporter activity; nucleotide-sugar transmembrane transporter activity. NCBI's taxonomy places the organism in Eukaryota, Metazoa, Chordata, Lepidosauria, Squamata, Viperidae. Gene Ontology annotation, cellular component: Golgi apparatus. The coding region runs from base 1042 to 1974 and encodes 310 amino acids. The record is from RefSeq and is a predicted model, not a curated record.
AAUGCUAUAACAGCCACAAGUGUGAAAAACGGUCAUAAGUCACUUUUUUCAGUGCAUUGUAACUUUGAAAGAUCACUACGUGAACUUUUCUAAGUUGAGGACUACAUGUAUAGAAUGUUCUCUGGCAACUUCCCAGAAAUCAAUGGGGAUGCAAGCAGGAGGUGUGAACUCUUCUGAAGUCAUGACAGCACCGAAUGUCUCAGGAAUUUAAUUUAGCAAAGUUGUGGCUGGGGCCCAUUACUCCCCUGGGAUUGAAAUUUGACAAACUCAUUUCAUUCCCUUCCAACUUCCCAAAGGAAAGUAAUUGGGGAAGAAGUCACUCCUGCUCCUACUGCUUUUUUACUUGCCCAAGAUUCUUUUUCUCCAGGUGAGGAAAUAUCUCUGAAAGGAUUACCCAACGGGGAUUGUUUUGUGUAUUCAUAAAGUCACCAGGAACUGAAGCGAUUUUGCCUUUGUGCCAUGUCUCUGAAAUCGUGGGGAUGAUUCUUUCUGUAUUCUGGCUGUGUUCGCACCAUUCGUUCAGUCACAAAAUAUGUGUCAAUUCAGCGCAAACGGAGAUAGAAAAGCGAUGAUGGCUUCUACAUCUACAUUCCUAAAUGGCCAGUUCCAGCCUUUUGGGACUUGCGCCGCUGCCUUUACAGUUAGUGGCUCCGAAAAACAUCCUCUUUCCUACCUCAUAGGCAGACUUCUCUCACCCGGCGCCGGGUUGGGCUGACCUCACCGUUCCCAAGUGCAAGGCGACCAGUGUCGAGACUGGCCUGCAUUUGCCGGCAGCUCGCGCUGAGCCACGAUGACAUCAGCCAGUGCAACAAUAGCCGGAGCCCAGAGCCGGCCCCGAGAUGCUUUGAGACCCUUACCAGGUGGGUUUCUGCCGAGGAAGGACAGGCCUCUUGCAGCAGCGGAAGUUCCUGCGCCCGGGUCACGUGGGCGGGCAAAGAAGAGGCCGUGGCUACAGUUGUGCCAGCUGUUUGCCCGGGAGCGGUAGCUGCUUCUGCUGCUGCUCCCCAGGAAGUGGACGUGGAACUGGGAAGAGGUUCGAGCAUGGAAGGGUGGCUUCCAGAGCGUGGACGGUUGGCGGCGGGGCUGCUAGUAAACUUGGUGGCGUCUAUUUGCAUCGUCUUCCUGAACAAGUGGCUGUACGUGCGAAUGGGCUUCCCCAAUCUCAGCCUCACGCUGGUGCACUUCGCCGUCACCUGGCUGGGGCUAUAUGUGUGCCAGUCGCUGGGCGUCUUCGUCCCGAAAAGCCUGCGGCCGCGCCAAAUCCUCUCCCUAGCGCUCAGCUUCUGUGGCUUCGUGGUCUUCACCAACCUCUCUCUGCAGAACAAUACGGUCGGCACUUACCAGCUGGCCAAGGCCAUGACCACGCCGGUCAUCGUGCUCAUCCAGAGUGUGGCCUACGGCAAGACCUUUACCACCCGCAUCAAGCUCACUUUGAUUCCUAUCACUUUAGGUGUUUUUUUAAAUUCCUAUUAUGACAUGAAAUUUAGUUUUCUUGGGAUGAUAUUUGCUGCUCUUGGUGUUAUAGUGACAUCUCUUUAUCAAGUGUGGGUAGGAGCAAAGCAACAUGAACUACAGGUAAAUUCCAUGCAGCUACUAUACUAUCAAGCACCAAUGUCAUGUGGCAUGUUGCUGUGUGUUGUACCCUUCUUUGAACCAGUCUUUGGAGAAGGUGGAAUUUUUGGCCCCUGGACUCUCUCUGCUAUGUCUAUGGUGCUGGUCUCUGGAAUAAUAGCAUUUAUGGUGAACUUGUCUAUUUACUGGAUUAUUGGGAAUACUUCACCAGUGACAUACAACAUGUUUGGACACUUCAAAUUCUGCAUCACUCUCAUGGGAGGAUAUCUUUUAUUUAAGGAUUCUUUGUCAAUUAAUCAAGGCCUUGGAAUUACAUGCACAUUGUUUGGCAUUCUAGCUUACACACACUUCAAACUUAGUGAACAAGAUGGGAACAAAAGCAAGCUGGUUCAACGUCCGUGAAUUAAGUAUUUUUGUUGAUAACAAAUGAAUUACUUUAAAAUGCACUGAUUCCAAAAGCAAUGCACUGUCUAUGGAUGAAUCUAAAAUUGUCCAGCUCCCAGCAGAGUGGACCCUCCCGAGCAGAGCAGAUAUUCUCUCCCCUAUAGCUGCCAUGCACUGCCUCCUUCUACGCUGGCCAGUUGGAGUAUGGAUUGGAUUAUAUUGAGGGGUCACAGCAUUCAGUAGAAAGAAAAGCAUAGUAAAGAAGACUGGCAGAUAAUGAGUGUCUGCUAAUGUUGGCAUCUCCAGAUUUAUUUUCUCUCUCUCUCUCUCUCUCUUUCUAUGUGUGUGUGUACACAUACAUACUAUGCACAAUUUGUUUCUUUAAAGGGCUGUUUGGAAUUAACAGUGCAAUCUUUAAGCGAACUGUCCUAUUUAUACCAAAUGAACUCAUUCAGACAGAUACAGUGUUUUUUGCUAGAAAAUUAAUCAUGUCCUUAUGAUUAUGUCAGUAUUAAAAGAGACUGUUUGCUUUUUUGUGAUCAAAUGAACAUUGAAGUUCCUUGAUCUGGUAAAUAUUGAGAAACCAAAUUGUAUCUUUUCUGGAUUCUGGAUUUUUAAAUUUCCAUAUGGGAUUUUGUUUCUAAUAGUCACAUACAUUUUUAUAUUUUUCUGCAUAUUUUAAAACUUAAUGAAUAUUUAACUAUAAUUACAUUCACAGUUGAGCAAAUUACUGAUACUCCAAAAUUAUUAAGACCCGAGAAUUUUACAAGUUGUUAAGUUUAUAAGUAUUACCUAACUCAGUGCAGGCUGGCUCUUGUACUUCGAAAGUUUUUUCUUUUUACUUCAUUCAGGAUUCAGUAAUUUAUACAAGAGGUUUCUUUUCUAAUUAUUUUGGCCAGUGCAGAUGUAGUGUUACUCGCAACUUGAUUUGUAAACUUUCUUGGAACUUGUAUAUAUUUUUUGUUAAGUUUUAAACACAUUUAAGACAGAACUUCCAAAGCAUUAUGGGGAUUUUUUUUUAAAUCAACAUCAUCCCCUUCUUUCAAAUACUAGUUAAGGAUAAAUGCUUACUGAAUAUUAACUUGGUGAUGUAAAAAUAGCCAUGUUUAAACCAAGAUAGGGUAUUAGUGAGAAAUGCUAUCAUCUCAUCCAAAUGUUUCCUUAUGUUUUAAAUUGUAGUUCUAAUAUUGACUUGAAAUUAUGGGUUAGUUCAACUUAGUUGGAUUAUGAUUAGCUAUGGAUGGCUGGACUAGUUUGUCAUGUCACCAUGCUCCAGAUUCUAUGCUAUCAGCUCUAUAUAGAGGUAGCUCUGAACUCCAGACUGUAAUAGAGACUGGUUAUUAUGGUUGGAAGUCAUAAUGGCAGUUAAGGGAAGAGGCUUCCUUAACAACCCUUUCGCCCCUGCUUUCCCUGAUGUGGUUGUUCAAUAGAUCAUGCCACUCGGGGUGGUUGGGAAGGCUCUGGAAGGCCUAGCACAGGGCCUGUUCCAGGAUUCCAAGCCUCUCCCAUCCCCUAAGACAUCCAUGCUCUGCUUUCCUCCUCUCAGAGUCUCUGCUGAGCUUGGGCCAGCUUCUCAUCCCACCAAGCGUCACACCCUCCUCCCCACCUCAUGUCACCACUGCACACUUUUCAAAGAUCUCUGAGCUCAGGUUAGGAAAAGAGAACAGGCUGCUUUCAGGAUGGCACUGCAUGGCCCAGCAACAGAGCAGCUUGUUCUGCUUCCCUAACCCGAGCUCUGCAGUAUUCCACCAUGUUCUUUGGGGCUGCAGAAUGCUGUACUAGGGAAGCAAAGCAAAGCACUCCAUUGCUGGGCCGCAUGGCACUAUCCUGAAAGUAGCCAUUAUUUUUCAAGCCACCACAAUUCAAUGUGGCUGCUUGGAAAAUGGCAGCCGUUUCUGGGGUCGCACCACAUAGCCCUGGAACAGAGAAGCCUGUCCUCCUUUCCUAGAGAUCUUUGAAAGGUGAGUGAGGAGGAGGAUAUAGGACCUGGUGGGAUGGGAAGCAGGCCAAAGGCCUGCAGGAAUCCAAGGAAAGGAACGGGGGUGGGAAACAAGCAGGGGGAUGCUACAAGAUCCCUGCGGUCAGCCCUAAGAGCAGAAGACUGAGGGCAUUGCAGGAGCCAUAACUUCGGCAGUCGGUUGUAAGUAGCUUUUGGGGGCUGUGCAGUAACUUUGAACAGUUGCUAAGCUAUGAGUCACAGGUCAAGGACUAUCUAAUGGAACAGCAGAAGUUUACAAAAAGAUGAGAAUGCUAUAAUAAAAGUGUAGCCUGGGACAAAUCUUUUAUUAUUGCUUUAUAUACUGAAAACUGUUGUGUUCUGUUUUAUUUUUGAGAGCCAGUCUGGUCUACAGAUAGUCCUUGACUUACAGCCAUUCAAUUAAUGACCAUUUGAAGUUACAACAACUCUAACAAAAUGACUUUAUGAUAGUUGCACUGUCCUGGGGUCACUGUUUGUAAUUUUCCCAGCUGGCAUCUGACAAGCAGUCAUUGGGAGAAGCUGGGUUCACUUAACAAUAUGUGACUCACUUAACAAGUGCAGUGAUUUGCUUAACAACUGUGGCAAAAAGAGUCAUAACAAGGGGCAAAACUCACUUAACAACUGUCUUGUUUAGCAGUGGAAAUUUUGGGCUCAGUUGUGGUCAUAAGUCAAAGACUACGUGUAGCGGUUAAGGCCUGAGUCUAGAAACCAGGAGACUGAGAUCCCUGGUUUUGCCUUAGACGUGAAGGUCAGCUGGAUGACUUUGGAGCAGUCAUUCUCAGUUGUUGUGGGGAAAAUGGAGGCAGGAGAAUUAGGUAUGUUUGCUGCCUUAAAUUUGUAUGUGCGAGGAGUGUAUAUAAAUCUUUAAAAAUAUAUUGGGAAAAAGACUUUUCUAGGAAAGGAACAAAAGUCAUUUCCUAAUGAACCUUUAGUUUUAAAAUAGUUAUCAUCUGAAUAUUCCAAAUAUUAACUGUAAUUCUAAUUGAAAAUACCCAAUAUGAACAAGGUGAGUUGAUCAACUGUAAUAAUUUACUGUUUGGCUACAAUUCUAGAAGGGAAUGCAAAACUUGAGAAGAACUGGACUAAAAUAUUACACUAUGAUUCAAAAGUCAUAGCUGCUUUAAUUAGACAUAUUGUCUGAUUAAUGUACUUUUUUGGAAUCCAAAGCUGCAAAAAUUAUAAAAACCUAACCAUAUUAUACAUUAAUGUAAUGAUCUCUAAAGUUCUGGAAAUGCAAGCACAGUCGGUAUUUUGCACUUUUGAUUCAUUUGUACUUUUUGUUACAGGAAAAUGUAGUUGCUUCUUAAUUGUAUACAUUUAUGUUAGAAAAUAAUAUGAUAGGCUUAUGUUGCUUUUGGGAGUGCAUAUAAAAUCAGUCUGAAACAAUCUGCUUUGGGAUGAAGCUUUCUCUAUUGAAAGUCAUGCUGUAUCAGUCCUAGUCUAGCACCUUAAUCUCUUACUGACUCUAUUGUGUAUGUUUGUCUGUAUUACGUUCUGGUAUACUCACUAUCCAUCCACCCCUGGCAAUUUCUAUUUUUACAAAGAAUAAACCCUAAAGCAGAUGAGGAACAGUCUUUGCUGUCCUAUUACAAGUAGAUACUUAGGUCCCACAAAAGAUUUAAAUUUGUUUUUAUCCCACCUUUAUUGUUUUUCUAAAUAACUGAAGGUGACAAACGUAACUACAGGUAAUCCUCAAGUUACGGAUGUUGCAUUUGUAACCAGGAUUCAUAGGAGUGAAUCACAUAACUUGAACUUUCGCUCACGCAUUCGCUAAUUGAAUAUGUGGAUCAUUAAGUGCAUGAGAUAUCUCAGGGUGGGGAAGACCAUGGGGUGGCCUAGUGCUUCCGGCCACCCAAGGUCUCCCCCAACUCUGUGAGAUACCUCAUGCUUCCCCCUCUCCCUCUCCCUCCCCGACCAGGUCACUUACCUUACAUAGAUCAAGAUGAUCAAGGGAGCUGUCUCCUCUCCAGCCUCUCUGCCUUCUAUUUUCCCCUCAACAAUCCUAUGAGGCAAGUUGGGCUGAGAAAAUGUGACUGGCCUAAAGAUACCUAGCUGGUUUUCACUCCCAGUUUCCUGGUUUCUGGUGCCUUAACCACUACAUCAAACUGGCUCCUAUGAAUCUGAAAUUCAAAGUUUCUGUCAGUAUUAUGAAAGCUCGGCUAUUUCAUAUAAUGAGCAGCUGGAUCUUAGCUAUUAUUCAAAAUGCAAUAUUUGAUAGCUGUAGUUAUUAUUCAAAACAGCCUGCUAGCAAGUAACAUUCAAAACGGCAUGUCCAGUGCAGUGUCAUUGUGCACUACAAAGCAAUUUUGUGCUUGCAAAGUAUUUUCUGAAAUGUAAAUACAUCAAACAUCAAUUUCUGCUUGUUUCAUGUCUUGAAGAGGGUAACAAUAAUUUAGAGUAUCCUUAUCCAUCCAAGCUCAAUGUAUUCUUUCCUCAAGUAUUUUAGAGAACAAAAUGAUAACUCCACAUCUCAUUCAGCUAUAACAUUUAUUGUAUUUGUAAACUAGUCAUAGAUGGGGAAUUUGUAGGUUUCUAGAUGCUACUGGAUUCCACUUCUUGUCAGACUUAGGUUUUAAGAAUAACUGGAGCUAUAAACCACUAAUAUCUAGAGACUUAAUAAUUUCUCAUCUCCUUAUUAAUAUAAUUAUAACAUACAACAAACAUGUACAGAGUAUUAAUAGAAUGGUGUAGAUGGCAGUAUGCACUGGGUGAGAGUUUUUUUAGUGUCAAAUAGAAUAUAUUAUCAUAAAAUAUAUGACUGUAUAAAACAGAAUGGUAAUGUUUUUUAAUGCAAGAUACUUGUUUUUCUUUAUGAAUAAAAUAGAUCUUUAUUAGU